AGGGGACCUCUCCGGUUUGCGGCAGCGGUCCAAGGGCCAGGGCGAGCUGGAAGAGGGGUCGUCUGAGAACGUACAGUCACUCCUCUCCCCGCCCCCGGAGCGGACUCCGGUAAAGACUCGCCGGACCCCGCCGACCUCCCGCCGAUGCGCAGUCCGAGGCUAGAUGGCCCCGCCCCGGAACCUUGUGUCGCCGGAACUGAAGGCCGAGGUCCUGUGGUGAGCACCGGGCGCAACGCUUCCGGGCGCUUCCGCAGAGGAAACAUGGCCGCGGCCGUGGGGGGCCCACGUGUGGGUGCAGGGAAAAAGCUGAAAAAUUCGCUGAAGAAGAAGAAGAAGAUGAAAAUGGUAGCCAGGGCAGUAGCUUCGGAGUUGGAAGAUGAGGGCAAAGACGCUGCCGACAGUGGAGGUUCUGUAGGAAGUUGUGAAUCAGAAAAGGAUCACUUUUCUUCAGAUGAUGAAGCAGUGGAAGCUGACAAUGAAGAUGAAGUUGAACCCUGUGGCAAUGAAAAUGAACAAACAGCUGAAGCUAGUGUUGGAACUAAUGUGGGCUGGGCGGAUGCCAUGGCUAAAAUUCUUAACAAGAAAACUCCUAAAAGUAAAUCCACUAUUCUGGUCAAAAACAGAGAGCUGGAAAAGGAAAAAGAAAAGUUAAAGCAAGAGAGACUAGAGAAGAGAAAACAGCUUGAUAAGAAGCGGGAAUGGGAAAUGAUGUGCAGAGUAAAGCCAGAUGUUGUCAAAGACAAAGAAACAGAGAGAAAUCUUCAGAGAAUUGCAACAAGGGGUGUGGUACAGUUAUUUAACGCCGUUCAGAAGCACCAAAAGAAUGUUGAUGAAAAGGUUAAAGAAGCUGGAAGUUCUAUUAGAAAACGUGCUAAGUUGAUAUCGACUGUUUCCAAGAAAGAUUUCAUCAGUGUUCUGAGAGGGAUGGAUGCAAGUACCAGUGAGAAAAGUUCGACUGCAAAGAACGUGAAAGCCAAACAGACUGAAGCGAAAUCAGAAGAGGGCCCUGGAUGGACAAUCUUACGUGAUGAUUUCAUGAUGGGAGCAUCCAUGAAAGACUGGGACCAAGAGAGUGAUGAUGCGGAUAACCAGUGAGCCAGGCUCUGGGAGCAACUGGAUACAUAGACUGUAGAGGAAACACAGCACACAGUCAGUGUAUUUUUCCUAGCGAAAUGCUCUGUGCUCUCAGAGCUACGCGGCUGUGGAGCUAUCAUUUGUAAGAAAGCCAAAAGACUUUUAUUAUUACCAACCUGGGUGUUUUCUCUUUUCGUGAAAACUUUGUUAAGUUUUUCAAACCUUGUAUGAUUUUAAGCAUUGUUUCUCAAACAUGUAAAAAGAAGUAUUUCUGCUUAACUAGCGAAAUGCACAUUUUGCCCAGAACAUUAUAAGUUUAUGUAUUGGUCAUGGAUAUUGGUAUUUUGUUCCAGUAUCAGCAGUUUCUAGAAAUGCAGUGCUUUUCAUAAUUAAAAUGAACUCCCUGAAGUUAGUAUUUGUCAGCUUUCCAGCUUUAUUGGUUCUGUGUGUUUGUGCUUUCGUGAGGGGAGUUUAUGGUAUUUGUUUUGGUGAGCUAUUGAGAACCCUGUGUAGUGUAAUCUAACAUGAUAGUAUUUCUGAUUCAGCGUGAUGAUUUCAUUUUUAGAACUUGUGCUAUGUAAGAUUUAAGAAACACACCAAAUUUCUACUUUUCUAUUAUGUCCUUUUAUAUGCUAAAACACACAUAAGUGUUAGGUUAUUUUGUAUGAGAGAUUUACUGAGGUGGAAAUUCUCAUGUUUAACCUACGCAGUGAGGCAUAAUUUCUUAGAAAGCAUAUUUGAUGUAUUUUAGACUCUGCCCCUGCCCCAGCUUUUCCCUGACACUUGAAUUAGUUUAAAUUCUCCUGCUUGGUUUGACUGACCAGGGAAACGGGAGAGUUUGGCUGCAGGUGGUCUCGUCGGGAUGCCUCACCUGUUUGGAGAUUUGGUUCCUUGUCACUCCCGUAAAGAUGAGUAAAUUAGGUGGCUUAGUAUCUAGAUGUUAAACCAAAAGAAAGUAAGACUGUUGUAUAUAAUUCCAAAAUUUCUUUGAGACCACGUCUAAGAUCUGCAGUUUAUAAAGGAAUUGUUUAAUAACUGUGAUCUGUUCCUUUUAAAAAAGGGAUCCAUUCCUUUUCCCAUCUUUCCGUCAUAAAGAGAGCUCCCUUCUACCGCUCAUCUGCGCAUACUUGCGUCCUCCCCUUGAACUUAUGCUGGAACGGAGAGGUUUAUAUUUUCAAGCCCAUUUGAGUGUUACAGGUAUUACCUAUCCAAGGUUAAAUUAGUCCAUGGCCUGGUACUUAUUAUUAUAAAGGAAGGUGUACACUUAAGAUAUCAAGUGAUGCAUUUUUGUAUUUUAUCCCAACUUCUGAACUUAAGUGUUUUAUUAAAUUAUAGAACUACCAUUUUGUCAGUUAACAUAAAUAAAUGCGAACCAGUACUCCUCCAAAUAGUAAGAGUGCUAACUAUCAUGAUAGAACUUAAUGCAGGUGAAUAGUUCAUUAUCACUUAACACAUACAUGAUUUUGAAAAAGAAAAUUCUUUGCAGCAGUUAAAAAUUUUUUCUCCCCAGAAUUAAAGAUUAUAUUUCUUUUUUGCUCUUAAUCUUAUUCUGGAUCAUAUUAAAGCUUUGCAAAAAUUCUUCUGAAUAGUACAUUUGGAUGAUAGAAAUGAGUAGGUAAUUUUUUUUUUUUUUAAGAUUUUAUUUAUUUAUUUCACAGGCAGAGAUCACAAGUAGGCAGAGAGGCAGGCAGAGAGAGAGGAGGAAGCAGGCUCCCCGCUGAGCAGAGAGCCCGAUGCAGGGCUCGAUCCCAGGACUCUGGGAUUGUGACCUGAGCUGAAGGCAGAGGCUUUAACCCACUGAGCCACCCAGGGGCCCAGAGUAGGUAACUAUUUAUUUACUAAAAUAUUUUUGAAACAUAAACUCACAUAGUUUUUAAUUAAAAAAAAAUUGGGCAAGAGUUUUUAACGGAAAAUAAGGAAGAGAACAUAGGCAGAUAUUCUUCUUUCAGAAAUUAUUUAUUCUAAAUUAAUGGUGAUUUGCCAGUAUAAAAAAAUUUAUCACUUAUUUUAGAACGCUAUAAAGCAUAUUCAAAGUACAUGAAAUAAUUUCUGUCAUAAAAAUGGGAUAUUUUGUAUGUUUUAGUAUUGUUGCAUCUUAGCUAUGCAAUAUAUAAGCAAAAUACCAUUACGUUUUAAUAUAAAUCCAAGGAUGAGCCUAUUAUUUUAGAAAUGAAAUAUAUAUCUUGAGAUGAGUGUUUUAAAUAUUCUAGCUCUGGCGCCUCUACCCUAAGUAUUUAACUCAAAACAUUUAAAUUUUUCACAUCAGUCGGAUGGAUCUGCAUCUGUUCCAUCUUCCUACAUCGUCUUUGAGUUAACUAGGGAAGAGAAAAAGAACCACAUUUCUAGAUCUUCCCUGCUUUAUCUCAACAUAACAAUAUUUGGAUUUUAUUUUUGUUAACUAGUUAGAGUACUGUAAUAAUAAAAAGAUAAUUUUUAUUUGUUUAGAAAGACUGUGGAAAAUAGUUUCCAGGUAACCAGUAACCAGCUAUUAUCUUAUCCCCUUAUGUGGAUAUUUAGAUGGCUGUCGUGAAUGUUGUCAAUAUUUAGCAUAGUUUAGUGUUGGUUAUUCAUUGUUUUUAGGCAUUGAGCUCUCGGAGUCCAAAUUAAUACCUGUUUUAGGCUGAAAAUACUUAGAAUAAUCUUAAUAGUUUAGCACUUUAGCUUGGAGUCGGAGUAUUGGGUUUAUUUUCAAGUUACUUAGAAUUCUACAUAGAUCAAAUAUUAUUCUGCUCAUUGAAAAGUAUACUGUGGAAGCCCGUUAGCUGGAAUGGUCCGAAGGCUCACCUUCGGUACUCGGGACUGAAAAUGACCUGUGAGGAGGUUCCAGAAGGUUUAUUUGAGGGUAGGUUCCAAGUUUUAAAAAAUAUUUUGUGUGUUUUACAAGGGAGUGGAAAGGGAAUGUUUAUAUUCUGGUAAACCUUAGGGCUCUUUUGAUUACUGUGUUUUGCAUAUACGAAUAGACCUAAUAUUCAGUGACCACCAACUAAUUCUGCCACCUGUGCAGGUGGUGAGAGUACAGUACUUCGUUACAAAGCCAUCUGGGUACAGUCCACAGAUGCCUGAAGAUGUCCUAGUUAAACGUAUAAUAGCAGAGACUUCCCAAGGUUGAAGUGUGAACAGAAACGUAAGCAAACUGUAGAUAUAAAUUGCAUUGCUGGGAAGUUAAAGAAAUUGUAAGGCCUAAAAUGCUUGUAAAGGAAACCUCCACAGAGCGUAAGUAUUUCUAUCUCAGAGGAAUGAGGAGGUCAAAUAAAUGAGGCAGUGCUUUUGCAAACUUUGGAUAAUUUUUUUUGCUCCCUGUUUAGCUUUACUUCCUUUUUGUUGUUUUUAUCUUAGAUUUUUAUAAAUAUAUGUGCUGAGAAGAGUCCUGAGUGAAGUGGGAUGGAGGUUUUCUUUCUUUGGGCUUUUUCAUGACUUGAGAGAACCAUUAUUGUGUUUAGUUUGUUGCUAUGUAUGUGCAACGUGAAUCUCACUUUUAAAUAAACAUUUGAGGGGUGCCUUAUGGCACAGUUGGUUGA
Molecule: messenger RNA, 4592 nt
Organism: Mustela lutreola (European mink)
Lineage: Eukaryota; Metazoa; Chordata; Mammalia; Carnivora; Mustelidae
Gene: RRP15
Product: ribosomal RNA processing 15 homolog
Exons: 5
Coding region: 145-1095 (316 amino acids)
Biological process (GO): maturation of 5.8S rRNA; maturation of LSU-rRNA
Cellular component (GO): preribosome, large subunit precursor
Source: RefSeq, a predicted model, not a curated record